CAAUGGCAGCUUGGCUUAGGCUUUGCUUCCUUAACGGUCUCGAUCGUCUGUCACUCGUUAUAUUUCCUAUAGUCAUCGUGUAUAUAUAGAUAUAUACGGUUACUACCCGCAACCAUGAAGGUCUCUGUCGCUCUUUUUGUAUCGGCCGUAUCAGCCGCGUCGAUCCCGGCCGUCCAGCAAGGUCUGCCGCUCAACACUUUCGGAGAGGUCCAUUCCAUCUCCAUCGAGGAUGCCAUCGCCAAGAUCGAUCUCCUCGGAACUAACUUCAGCGCUCUGCCGAUCUCGACCAAGGCCAAGGAGAUCCUUCAUGAUGUUUUCGGCCUCUCCAACGACGAGAAGAUGAGCACCGCGAGUGUCGACAGCACCGCCGCCAACGGCGACUGCGCCAACCCGGCUAUCCGCUACGAGUGGGACAACUACUCCUCCUCGGACAAGCAGGCUUUCGUCGAUGCCAUCCAGUGCUUGAUCAAGAAGCCCGCCUCGGGCAACUUCUCCCCGGCGAAGAACCGGUACGAGGAUUUCGUGCGCCUGCACCAGUCGUACUCGCCCAACAUCCACAGCCCGUCUACGACUAAGCAGACGCACAAGUUCCUGCUGUGGCACCGGUACUACGUGUGGGCUUUCGAGCAGGUUCUCCGCGACGAGUGCGGUUUCGACAGGGCGAUGCCGUGGUGGGACGAGAAGAAGUGGGCUGGAAAGUUCGCCCAGGCGACUAUCUUCACUGACCAGUACUUUGGGACCCUGCCCGGUCCCAACAACGGCGCUGCUGUCUGUAUUAACACCGGAAAAUUCGCCGGCCUGCAGCUAAGUCUCGGACCCGGCAUGGCCGUCAACAACCCCCACUGCCUCCAGCGUGCCGUCAACGAGCAGACCACCACUCAGACCGGCACGAACGCCUGGAACGCCUGCAUGUCGCGAACUUCGUACCCUGACUUCCACAGUUGCGUCGAGUUCACUUUCCACGCUCAAGGCCACAACGGUGUUGGCGGUCUGAUGGCCGAUGCCAUUGCCUCGCCCGGCGACCCGACCUUCUUCAUGCACCACUUGUUCGUAGACUACGCGUUCCGCAAGUGGCAGAUCGACGACGUGUCGCGACGCACGAGCAUCAGCGGGUGUGCCGACAGCGCCACCUGCUCGCCGUUGACCAUGGACACCAUGGUCUACAUCGGCAACAUCUGCGGCUCCAAGUGCCCCGACCUCAAGGUCCGCGACCUCCUCAACACCCAGCAGGGCCACUUCUGCUACCGCUACGACUACUAAGCGUGUAGCUUUUUCUCUCCCCGUGAUAUGAACAACCCACUGUACCUAGAAAACACUGCCAUGGCUUAGACGAGGGGUCGGCGCGUGCCGGACGCAAAAUAAGAUACCAAACAACUACCAACAACCAACAACACACAUCUACCUGACCCACGUAUAUAGAAACUAAUACUAUUGUAAUUAGACAAAUCUACCUCUAAUGUUCAAUGGCACGAUUCCCUCACGCUACUGACUCGACGUAACACCAUAUCUUCGUAGACUACCUAAAAGACUCAACUCCUGUAUGUAGCCGUACUAGCUUAUCGUACAUGACAUGGCCCCGAUAGCCUAGUAAACA
Molecule: messenger RNA, 1594 nt
Organism: Daldinia loculata
Lineage: Eukaryota; Fungi; Ascomycota; Sordariomycetes; Xylariales; Hypoxylaceae
Product: Di-copper centre-containing protein
Exons: 2
Coding region: 115-1260 (381 amino acids)
Molecular function (GO): oxidoreductase activity
Source: RefSeq, a predicted model, not a curated record